AUGGCGGACUUCCUCUCUCAACUCUGGGAGUCUGUCUUCACCGCCGGUCCUACACCAACUCUCCUGGUCGCAACCAACGUGACGUUCGGCGCUCUCCAAGUCCUUCUCGCGGGCCUCCUCUUCGCAACCUACAGCAUUCACUUCGCCAUUCUCAGUGUUCUCUGCGGCGGUCUCUGGUACAGCAUCAACUGGUUCGCCGCAGAGAUUGCAGCUGCUCAAGCGAAAGAGGUGGAGGCAGAGCGGAUAAGGAAGAAGAAUGCGAAGGCCGGCGCCGGUAGCAGGGCAGAGGACGAGGGAGCUGCGGAUGAUGAAGGCGAGGAUACAGAGGUCGAGACGGAUGCUUUGAAAGCGAGUACGAUCAGUAGUGGCAGUUGGGAGCCGAGCAAGGAGGAUGAGAGGGUGAGGGAGGAGAUUUUGGAUGCUAUGAGGGUCAGUGGGAGCUCAGCGUCCAAAGCAGCUCCUGGAGAUGUGAGAAAGAGGCAAGGGAAAGCUGAUGAUGGCAACCAGAGUGCGAGCGAGAUUAGCACAGAUAGUGAGUGGGAGAAGGUUGAUGAGAGGUCAUAG
Molecule: messenger RNA, 564 nt
Organism: Zasmidium cellare ATCC 36951
Lineage: Eukaryota; Fungi; Ascomycota; Dothideomycetes; Mycosphaerellales; Mycosphaerellaceae
Exons: 1
Coding region: 1-564 (187 amino acids)
Biological process (GO): vacuolar proton-transporting V-type ATPase complex assembly
Cellular component (GO): endoplasmic reticulum membrane
Source: RefSeq, a predicted model, not a curated record